Stylonychia lemnae is the source of this 1275-nucleotide messenger RNA. NCBI's taxonomy places the organism in Eukaryota, Ciliophora, Spirotrichea, Sporadotrichida, Oxytrichidae. The record is from the annotation of a GenBank genome assembly.
AUGGCUGUAUAUAAAAGAGGUGAAGUAUUGAUGAAAAUUCUUCUCGCACUUACAGGUUUGAACUUGCUUGCACAUACUAAUGCAAGAAUCGAGGUAUAAGAAGACAGAGACUUGACAGGUUGCAGUGUUGAGUUAAAUUCCUAUAUUUUCAGUCUUGCUGGUCUUAAGAGAUCAACUCCUAAGUUUACAAGUGCUUAUAAGGUUCAAUACAAUAAUGGCAAGGGAAAUAUUACUAUAGAUUUCAAUAUUUGUGACUAUUCUUUUAGAAAAUGCCCAGAUGAAGCAUCUGACUUUGCUAAUAUUAUAAAUGAAAAUAAUACUUGUAGCCAUAUGAGCAGUGGCUCCUUGUCUGAUGUUGGAGUUUCUUUAAUUGACAAUGAUAAGCCAGACCUAGGAUUGAGACUUAAUUUUACAGGAGGCAACAUGUGCAAUGAUACAGCUAAAUUUCAACUUCUUCUAUAAUUGAAUUGUGAUGAUUAUGCAUAAGGAACUUCCUAUAGCCUUGACACUUCAAGUUUAUCCUCACCUUGUACACCAAGAGUUAUCAUGACCUCUAAAGAAGCAUGCCCUAAAUUGUCACUUGGAUCUCUAUGGCAUUUCUUUAAUGAGAAUUAUUACAUUUUUGGUCUGGGAAUGAUGUGCUUAGGAGUAUUCUUAAUGAUAUCUGGCGGGAGAUUUUUCAAAUUUACCUUAUUCCUUACUGGCCAAGCAACUGUUGCUGGAUUUAUAUUAAUACUUAUGUUCGGCUCGGUUUACCCUACUAAUUCUCCUUAAUGGGUUGUCUGGCUUACUCUUAUAGUUAGUCUUGGUAUGGGAGCUGGUAUCGGAUAUGCUUGCAUGAGAUGGGUAAGGAUAGGAGUAUUGCUUAUAGGUACCUGGAUUGGAGGGCUUUUAGGAGCUAUUCUUUACAGUCUUGUCUUUUACUUGUUUGCUAAAAAUAACCCAAUUUUAGCUCUAUGGUUAACAAUAGCAUUUUGUGCUGUAAUAAUUGCAAUCCUUUCCAUGAUUUUCUUUGACCAUGCUGUAAUAAUCGGAUCAUCUCUUGGAGGAGCGUAUGUUUUUGUGAGAUUUGCAGGAGGAUAUCCAAAUGAGUUUUUGAUAUAUGAAAAUUACAAUAAUGGCACAAUAGGUCAGGUCAACCCAGUAUUCUUCAUUUAUAUCCUCUUUGUAAUUACUCUAAGUGUAAUAUCUGUUGUAUUCUAAAUAAAUCAACGUUCUCGCAACCUUGAAAUGUACAACUAUAGAAAAUAUGACUUCAAAUAUCGCAGAGCAUGA